Aureobasidium vineae is the source of this 2154-nucleotide messenger RNA. The record is from the annotation of a GenBank genome assembly. Lineage: Eukaryota; Fungi; Ascomycota; Dothideomycetes; Dothideales; Saccotheciaceae.
AUGCCUGAGAUUCAGAGCCUUGGUCCAGGAGCUACAUCUGGAGAAAGUGGCAGCGAUGCUAACAUUCAAUCAACACCACUUGACUACAAUAGUGGACUUGAGUCUCGAGCAAGCUCAUACACAGGUCGAUCGCCGGCUCAAUUUGAACCGACUGGUUCUUACUCCUCCUUACCACAAUUCGCGCUGCCAGAUCCGUAUUCCUCCAUGAAUCCUCCAACGGGACAAUACUAUAAAAGUCCUAGUCUCACGCGACCACCUUCACCAUAUGAAUUUGGAUGGGCCAACGAAGAUAGGGCUAAGAGAGUCAGAUUAGACUCUGGCGAUGGCCCGCCACGUAGUCUUCCACCACUGUUUACUCGACCUGGACUUCCUGAGCCUAGUAGCUCGUCCUUUUCGCCAUAUGAUCAAGCUUCUCCAGGAGCAUCUGCAAAUCACUCUGCGCCUUCUCCCCUUACUCCCGGUCCUUCGAGUGCCUUCGCGUCCCCUAGCUUGAGGAGGCUCUCUGUGAACUAUCUGCUGUCAGGUCCGGCUGGAGACCAUGCUAGUCCUAGGUCAUCUUACGAGCAAUUCAGUAGUGGCCAUCGAAGGUGUGAAGAUGGUUUCAUGAUAUACGGUUAUGACUAUGGACUACCUGAUCUGGAUAUCCCCAAGAACGACGACAAUGGCGCAAUCAAUCCACAGACACCUGCGACAUCCAUGAACUCUCCUAGCACACUUUCUGACGUUGCAUGGUCGCCUUCGCAACUGUUUGAUUUCUCGAUCGAGAAACCUGCUUUUGAGCGAGGUGGCUACUAUGCUCGCCCUGUGCCGAUACGAAUACCAUUGGACCUUGAACCACUACCCGCACAACUAGCGGAGAGUCCAAUGAACCUCAUCUACUUUCACCACUUUUUGAAUCAUACGGCUCGCAUCUUGGUGCCGCACGAUUGUCCUGACAAUCCUAUGAAAACUACUUUACCGCGCAGUACGUAUAACAUGAGCUCAAGACCCAAUCGUUUGCUAACAUGGCGUCCAGUCGCUGUACAGAAUGCGAAUCUACUAAACCUACUCCUGGCGUACUCGGCAUCUCACCGAGCGCGUCUGCUCUCCCAUCCAGAACCUGUCAACCGUAUCGCAACAUGGCUACGCGAUGUGUUCCCAGACUUACGACGGUCGCUCUCUUCGAACGAGCCAGUGUCAAAUGCGACAUUGACGACUGCAAUCAUGUUGGCUUCACGCGAGUGCAUCAAUCCUGACAGCCUUGAUGUACCAAUCCCAUGGCAGAGUCAUCUUGAGAUUGCCCGACAGAUCAUCAUCUCUCGCGGCGGUCUCAGAGACAAAGGUGAUGGCGGCGAUCCCUUUGUCAAUUUCCUCGCGAGAUGGUUCGCCUAUCUGGAUGUCAUUGGUUCUCUGUCUGGACAUCGAAAUCAAGCGCCACUAGAUGACGAGUACAUGAUGUUCGACUCUGAUAACCAGUCUGACGCCUACGGAUUCACCAUUGAUUGUUUCUUUGGCUUCACAAAUUGUUGCAUCAGUCUGCUCGCGCGAGUAGCAAGAUUGGCUCGUCAAUGCGGUGCCCAGCGUAUCGAUGCUCAAGGCAACAUAGACCCUGACUGGCAACCCUCAGAAGAUGUCCUCAAAGAAGCAGAGGUUCUAAAGCAAGAACUGUCACACAGCAGACAUCAUGUACAAAGAGGCUGUCGCCACAGCAGAGACGAAGACGAGAAAAUCAGCGAGAGAACACGACUAGAACUCCAAGAAAUGGUUUCGGUGAACGAAUCCUUCCAUCUCGCUGGCUUGAUCCAUUUGAAUCGAAGGGUGUUGGGGAAGCAAUCUAAUGAUCCGGAGAUACAGGAUUCGGUCAAGCUAGUCCUACAGGCUUUGAAGGGUGUAAGGAGAGGUGGCACUGCAGAGUCGAGCUUGCUGUUUCCGAUGUUUACGGCUGGGUGCGAUGCUCAGGACCCCGAAGACCGAGAUAUGAUCUUGGAGAGGCUCAAGUUGGUCGAGGGAUUAGGCAUGACUUAUGUGAGUAUCUUCUUGGAUGGCUCUGCAAUCACACAGAUGGGAAGACUAAUCAUGAUGUGCAGNGUACGAAAUGCACGACAUCUCAUGGAGAAAUCAUGGGACACUGGCAAAUCAUGGGAGGUUCUGGUCGCAGGCGAGUUUCUGGGAUAG